AUGACGUACGCCUACUCGUCGCCAACGCAUAUCCGGACGUCAGUAGUACCGUUAAACUGCACGCUGGACGAGUUCCACAGUCACGUGACCCAGCUCAAGUCUGUGGGCCACGUGAAGCCGCGGCGGCCCGAAACGCCAACCUUUUACAGCGCCGACUCGCUGCUGCGGUUUGAGUAUCACGUGACGCGCCAGGAGGAUCUGCUCAAGCGCCAUUUCGACGAUCUGGAGAUAUGGAAGCGAACGCUGGUGGUGGUUGCAGUUACCAACAGUCUCAGUGGAGUUUCUGCUGACAGUCUUCAGGCGCUGCGAAAAGCCCACCCUAAUGCGCUGGUGUACAGAAUCAUCAGUCUGAACACAGAUGGAGGAUUGGAGGAUUCCACAGAGGAUAAGAUUGUGACCACUGCGACAGAUACAUUGAGUGACAUUCUGGAGGAAAUUGGAGGCAAUGUUUUACAGCAGCUUGCCACGUUGGAGAUGUCGUACUUGCCUGUUGGAUUGAAGAGUCCCAAUUUCAAGCUGGGAACUCUGAGUGAGGCCGUCAAGGUAAAGGGACAUUCCAGUGACCGAAGAAGUGUCUCAUUGACUCAAGAUUUCACUCUGAAGGAUGAACGACCUGGUCAAGUGUCCCAUACAAAGACCAAGUCUGUAAACCCGGAGGUUGUUAACAAGGGACGGCAUGCGAAGCUGCGAGGACAUCUGUUUUUGUUGGCGGGGCAGCCCGCACGUGCUCUGAAGGAGUUCACGGAUUCCAUCCACAUCUUGAAAUCUGCUGGCGACUAUCUAUGGCUUGGCUCUGCCACUGAAGGCGCCGCCAUUUCAAUGACCCAGCUUGACUCCGCAGGAGAAUCUUUCUCUAUUCCAUCUGACAUUGUUGAAAUGGUAAAAAGCAGUUUCAAACGGGGGACCCCGCCUCUCGUUGAGAUAAUGCCUUCGAUUACUGAGCAGGUUUUGCAUUUCUACUCGCUUUCUCAGUCGUCGCAGGAUGAUGCCGUCCCCCAAGUUGUCUACUGUGAGACCAUUAUACGAUUCAUUCGGUAUCUUGUGGACCAGACCAAAACCCAUGAUGGCCUAAUUCCCCCCAUUGCAGUUGGAACAUGGGGAAACCGACUUUAUUCCACAAAUCUCUCGAAUUUGGGCGUUUCAGAUCAAUUCAAACUGCUAGGUUCAUUGGCAGAUUCCUAUGAGCAGGUUGGAAUGGGUCGUAAGCGAUCAUUCAUUGUCUACCAGAUGGUUGAGCAGGUGCUCCCCAAACUGCGAAACGACUCCACCGAAUCAAUUACCUCGGCGAUUUCGUUUUUGGACUCUCUAGUGUGCAAUUACGGUAACAAGAAGCUGUCUCCAUCGGGGCAAGGAUGGAACGAGCUUAGAACUCGUGUCUUGCAGCUCUGUGCACAGACAUGCGCCACCCUUCCUGACUGGGAGGGUGUUGCUCGAUACAACAGUCUGUUGCUCAGUACUACUGCGGACACUCUCCAUCGGCACGAUCAGAUGCAGGCGUAUUUGGCUGUUAAGAAGGCGCAUGAUAUUUCCAAGAUACAUGUCGACUACUGGGACUUGAACUUGGUGCGGUCCGCAUCUAUUGGUCACAUGCUCUAUCCUCCUGUCAAAUUUGGUCGUGAUGAGCGGCUUACCAGUGGUUCUACAGAAGAGAAGGGCAUCCUAUACACUCCCUUUUCUUACUCCACCACCUCGGCUACAGUUUCCCCCCUCGUUAACAACGAGGAGUGUGAGUUCGUGAUUCGUCUGCAGAAUCCCUACUUGUUCCAGGUACACAUCUCAGAGCUGUUCUUGCUUAGUGAUAUGGUCACCCUCUCGCGCCCUCUGACCAACAUCGUCUUAGCUCCCAAUUCUGUGUCAGAGCUCAUUCUUGUGUCCCCUGUCGUUGCAAAGGAGAAGACCGACGAGAUCAUCACUUGCAAGCUCACGUCUGUUCGAGCUUCUGUGCUUGGCUGCUCAGCCAACCAGGAGUACGAGAUCAGCGAAAGUGGUAGUUCGUUCACUUUGAUUCCUCCUCAACCUGUUUUGAGUGUUACAGAUCUGAGUCUCACAGAUGGGUGGCUGCUAUUGCUGGAAGGUCAGACUCUGGAGUGUAACAUCACACUCCACAACAUUUCCUCUCUCGUCGAGUGCACGUCUCUGAACGUCAACUUCAGCGAUUCUACGUUCGAGCCUCUCCGACAGGCCAUCUCAGAGGCGCGCGACUUGCCAGAGUCGGAAAUCUACGAACUGGAGUACUUUUUGGAAAAACGCCGACCCCUCAAGUGGCUCCAGGAGGAUGACAAGGUGGUGAUUCCCCCUAGCAAAAGCUUUACUCUGGCUCUCCAGAUCCACGGAAAGCGAGGCAUGACUGAUGCAAUUGUCAGGGCCCAGUACGGAUGUGGAUCUCCUUACAGAGAGCUGUCGAUCCCCAUUAAGGUAACUGUCAACGCCUCUGUUGAGUUGGUUUCUUAUGACGUGAUUCCACUCACGGAGAAGAGCAAGCUUGAGUUUUUGCCCGAUAUGGACAUUUCUGAGUCACUGACCGACUAUUGUCUGAUCGUGAUUGAUCUGCGAAACUCAUGGAUCCACCCUCUCAAGAUUGAGCUGAAGACAAAGGAGAACAAUCCUACUCUUGUUAUUGGACCUGGACGAGUCAGACGGUUCAUCUUGCCGCUGAAGCGAAUCUCAUUGUCUCGCGAUGAAACCUUGAAGCCCAUCCCGAACUUGACUAAUCGUCAGGUGUUGCAUAACUCCAAGAUGGAUGCUCAACAGACCGAGCAGAUGAUCUCUGCCUUCUGGUACAGAGAGACACUAUUUUCUGAGCUAAGCGGAGUGUGGACUGAAAUUGACGGUGACCGUCACGGCCAGGUGGAACUGAGAGGUAUCAGACUUACGCGUAACAUGCUCAAUGUGCUCAAGAUGCAGCAUGUGAGUGUUUCUAUGAGUGUGACGGUUGAUGGUGUGGCGAUCGCCACCGACUCUCUAUGGGAUGAGGUGUCGUGUGAUCAGAAUGUCGACUUUCAGAUUGUUAUUACCAAUCACUCUGAUCACGCGAUUUUCCCACUACUCAGAAUCCUGCCGCAGAUCAGAAAUGUUGCGGCCGACUCAGCACCAGAUCCGAUUGAAGGCCGUGUUCUGUACAACGGUGUGUUGCAGAAGCCGCUGACUCAAAUUGGUGUUGGCGAGUCCCGCGAGGUGUCGCUGGGCGCGAUUUUCGUGUGCCCUGGCGAGUACGAGUGGACCGCCAUGGUUCAGGAUAUGACUGACAAGCGGUACUAUGUGCAGCGAGACCCCUUGUAUGUAAGGGCUGUAUAA
This is a messenger RNA of Yarrowia lipolytica CLIB122, 3294 nucleotides long. RefSeq lists its product as uncharacterized. The record is from RefSeq and is a predicted model, not a curated record. Gene Ontology annotation, cellular component: trans-Golgi network. Lineage: Eukaryota; Fungi; Ascomycota; Dipodascomycetes; Dipodascales.